AUGUGUAAUGUUAGCAAGGAAUUGGUGACUGGAGUCCUGCUUUCUUCAAAUGCUCAUGACAUUUGGUCAGCCUUGGAGGAGCGUUUUGACAAGGUAAAUGGAUCUCGUGAAUAUCAAUUGCAUAGGAAAAUAUUUACUCUUACUCUGGGCACAUCCUCUAUAUCAGUAUAUUUUAUUCGAUUGAAAGAUCUAUGGGACGAGUAUGACUCUCUUAUGCCUCCUCCUUGCGGUUGUCCUAAAUCUAAAGAAUUUCUUAAGCAUUUACAACAUCAGAGGCUCUAUUAUUUUCUUAUGGGCCUCAAUGAGGGCUACAACAAAGGUCGUAGUCAGAUUCUAUUAAAGACACGUUUGCCUACUGUAAGCCAGGCGUAUGCUAUGAUUGGUCAAGAUGAAAGUCCGAAGAUAGUCGCGGGAAAUCAGUAUGCUAACACUGGCAUUGGGCCAACUGCUUUUUUUUACAUCACAAGGAGGAGCUACUUCUAA
Messenger RNA from Nicotiana tabacum (common tobacco), 483 nucleotides. RefSeq lists its product as uncharacterized. The record is from RefSeq and is a predicted model, not a curated record. NCBI's taxonomy places the organism in Eukaryota, Viridiplantae, Streptophyta, Magnoliopsida, Solanales, Solanaceae.